This is a messenger RNA of Penicillium daleae, 1314 nucleotides long. RefSeq lists its product as uncharacterized. The transcript is spliced from 2 exons. NCBI's taxonomy places the organism in Eukaryota, Fungi, Ascomycota, Eurotiomycetes, Eurotiales, Aspergillaceae. Bases 1 to 1314 code for a protein of 437 amino acids. The record is from RefSeq and is a predicted model, not a curated record.
AUGUACUAUCCCACCGAUAACACCAACACCUCUGACAACCUGGGUCAAAGCACCCCUUCCCGUCCCUUCAAUCCUGUUCUCUAUUACGAGAACCCUCACCUCAUUCCCAUCUUCAGCAACGAGACUGAGCUCGGUGGUGAACCACUGGACCGAGCUACCUCUGACCAGCCCUAUGGACCGGGCUACUUCACCAACCUGCUGAACGACAAUCAGCAAUUCGACCUGGAAUCUCCUUUCUCACUUCCCAUCAUGCAUCAUCUCCCUUCUGAGCGCCGUCCAUCUGAGUACCGUCCUUUCCUCGAGCCUCACCCUGUCGGUCCUACCAUCAUUCUUCCCUCGACGGACCAGCCUCUACCCACGACAGAGGAGGUUACCGGGAUGACUAUGAUGCCCCCAAUGCCUGCCACAAGUACCAUGCCUCCACCGUCGUUUAUGGCGGCUGCGCCGUCCAUGGUGGCCAUGUCCACCAUGACUCCAAUGACCAGCAUGCCUCCAGCGUGGACAAUGGGCCCGCCAAACCACAUCACCACUGGCCCACCACCAGCGCCUCUCUCCACAAAGCCUAACGUGAGAAAGCGCGCGGCGACUGGCAUGCCUGCUACCACUCACACACCUACCACAACCACCGGCCCAGCCAUGGCCAACGUGGUAGACCCGCACCACCCCAAGUCCGCGGGAGCCUACUACCCUCCCACCAAGCGCAUCAAGCGCGAGCCCAUCGACAACCCCCGCAAGCCGUCAUGGGCAAUCUCCUCCGAGCCCGACGAUGCGUCCAUCAUCUCCCUGCCCCGUCCUCCAAUGGAGAAGGGGAUCAACCCACCGCCUCCUCCUCCAGCGGAAACGCAGAACCAGCCCACCGGGGGCCGCGCAAACAGCGACCCCAGCAGUAGUAGUAGCAGUAGCAGCUACUCCUCCCCCAGCGAGGUCGCCGCGGCACCCCGGCAGCCCUCCCUUAUGCAGAACCCGCCAGCACCCAUCAUCCCAGUCCCGCUGGAACCCUUCCCCGAAGCGGGGACCAUUAUGAACUUCCCGCUUCCUCAGAUCGACCACCAAGGGCAGCGGCCUGCAGCGGCGGAUGGUUACUUCUCCUCUCUCGAGGACGACCUCCUGUACCAGACGCAGGAGCCGUACGAGAUUGAGAUGGCGUACCGUGCCACCCUGCGGGUCCGCGAGCGGGUGGACUGGGACUGCAGGCGGUUAGGGCUGAGGCUGCGGUAUCUGCGUCGGUGUCAGGCGAGAAUGGCGGAGUGCCAUCGGGCUGCGCGGGAGUGUGAGUGGCAGCGGAGUGACUUUUGUGAGCAGGCUGAUGGCUGA